UUAUACAUUUAAUGUCAAGCACUCAAAACCGCCACACCGCGUGUGCUCGAAAAAAGGACAGAGAAAAAAAAGAUUUUAAAAAGAGAGUAUUAGAUUUUUAUUUGGUUGACAUCGAAUUUACAGUGAAGAUUUAAAUAUUUUCGAUCGAAAGUAGAGUUUAUUUUUUGAAGAAAUUUUAUAGCAGCAUCGUCGGAAAACUCAAUCAAUCGAACAACAAAAAAAGCAUACAAAAUGAGUAUCUUACAAACGUCGAAAUUAUCGUAUGCGGCAGUUGUUAAAAGUCAACCAAAUAAGCGUACAAACACAACCGCUCGACCAAAGUCAUGGUAUGAACAAAUAGUAGAAUCAGAAAAAGAGACAAUUAAACGUUCGAAUUCGGUGUCAACGUUUUUCAGCGACGAUGUACGAUCAAAUAUUACUCGUCACAGCGAAGACUCGGGCCAAAUUUCCGACAUGUCUAGUGACAAUGAAUACGUCUCAGGACGAUCACAAAAUGGCAAUGAAAUCGGUAAGCGACAAAAGCGAACAGCACAAAUGGAAUUUCAGCGAAGAGAAUCGGUCGAUUCGUGCGGCACAUCGUCGAUCUCAUCAUCUCGUACAUGCUGUUCGGACCCAACGUGUACAUCGGAUCACAGUCAAUUCCAAAUGAUGUGCCAACAAUGGCGAAAUAACAAAGUCAAAGAAGAAAUCGAAACCAAUGAAGGUGUAUUGGCACGGCGACAGAAGCAAAUCGAUUAUGGCAAAAAUACCAUCGGAUACGAAUUGUACAGAAAAGAAGUGUCAACUGACCAACAAACAAAAGAUCAUCCAAAAACCCCAGACAUGCACAAAAAAUACAGUCGACGAGCAUUUGACGGAUUGAUUCGAAAAUGGCGCAAACAAUUACAUAAAUUUGAUCCAUCAUGUGUUGAUGACCACGAAGAAGAAUCAAGUGAUCAGCUACAUAGCUCAGACGACGACAAAUCAACAGAAUGACAUUGAAAAUAGACCAUUUUUUUUAAAUUUAGUUGACCCAUAUAUGUUUAAAUCAGACCAAAUUUUAGUAUUAGUAUCCAACACAAUGACUGAGAGAUAAAUGGAGAAAUAGAGUGAAUAUCAUUGAAAUGUUCAACACUGGAAUGAAAAUAUUGUAAUCAAAUUGAAAAUGUGAAAUGUAUAAAACAAAUUAGAUUUCAGGGCCAAUUUUGAAUCAAGAAUUCCUAUUUUCAGACACAAACACACCCAAUAGAAGUGAAAAUAUACUCAAAUAAAUGACAUUCGAAGUGAAUGCUCAUGAAUUUAAAUCAAAGAACCUA
Molecule: messenger RNA, 1295 nt
Organism: Contarinia nasturtii (swede midge)
Lineage: Eukaryota; Metazoa; Arthropoda; Insecta; Diptera; Cecidomyiidae
Product: histone RNA hairpin-binding protein-like
Exons: 4
Coding region: 232-975 (247 amino acids)
Biological process (GO): mRNA transport; mRNA 3'-end processing by stem-loop binding and cleavage
Cellular component (GO): histone pre-mRNA 3'end processing complex; cytoplasm
Molecular function (GO): histone pre-mRNA stem-loop binding; mRNA binding
Source: RefSeq, a predicted model, not a curated record